Molecule: messenger RNA, 823 nt
Organism: Heterobilharzia americana
Lineage: Eukaryota; Metazoa; Platyhelminthes; Trematoda; Strigeidida; Schistosomatidae
Source: the annotation of a GenBank genome assembly
ACUCCUGGAGGGCAUUUCAAAGUGAAGGUUAUCCUAGGUUUGAAUCACUAAAAUCGCAGUAUGUCAGAAGAUUCGAGCACUUUGCAGAGAGAAUUAUCUGUUCAGCGUCCUGUCGCUCCGGAAUCAGAAUCACUUUAUCUUUUGUGCGGUAUUAAAAAACCUGUUAUACACAAUAUGGUUUCUACUGUGGAUUUAGGAUGUCCUAUUGAACUGCGUAAACUGGUACUUCAUGUCCGUAGUGCUGAAUACAACCCACGCAGAUUUCCUGGCGUUGUUAUACGUUUACGCGAACCUCGUGUAACGUGUUUAGUGUUUAGAACAGGUCGAAUGGUGUGCACUGGGGCACGCUCUGAAAUGGAUGCGAACUUGGGCUCGCGCAAGUGUGCACGUAUUAUACAAAAACUUGGAUUUGAUGUGAAAUUCAUGAAUUUUAAAAUUCAAAUAUGGUUGGUUUGGCUGAUUUGAGAUUUCCUAUCCGGCUAGAAGGUGUACAGCUGGCCAAUGAACAAAUGACCCAAUACGAACCUGAAAUAUUCCCUGCUUUAAUCUAUCGUAUUAUUAAACCUCGUUUGGUAAUGCUCAUAUUUGUAAAUGGGAAAAUUGUCAUGACAGGAGCUAAAUUACGUGAACAUCUCCAUGAGGCACUGAACAACGUUUAUCCGAUUUUGUACAAUUAUCGAAAAAUUAAAUAACAACGAUUAUAUAUAUGCAAAUCGUUUUAUGAUUUAUCUACCAUUGUAUAGUGACUACUUUAUCGUUUAAAAACUCGAAAAAAAUUCACUGCGUCCUAAUUUAUGUUAUGUAAAUAGUAAUUUCUUAUUGA